Stylophora pistillata is the source of this 3732-nucleotide messenger RNA. RefSeq lists its product as uncharacterized. The record is from RefSeq and is a predicted model, not a curated record. Lineage: Eukaryota; Metazoa; Cnidaria; Anthozoa; Scleractinia; Pocilloporidae. Gene Ontology annotation, cellular component: membrane. Gene Ontology annotation, molecular function: protein binding.
AUGACGGAUAACAUUCAUUGGAGUUUAUCGAGCGCCAACGGAAGUGAAGUCGCCGAUGAGAGUCUUCUGUGGAGAGGUAAAGUCGAGGGAGACGGAGUGGAUCUGGACACUAACGUUAUCAGUCUUCAAGGUGCAGGUCACGUGACUCUGGGACGUUUCCACGACAAUUGCCCAGGAAACCCAUCUAUGUGCGAGGAUGGUUUUACUGUGAGCUUCUGGAUGAAAUACGGAGUGAAAUUUGCAUCCUGCAUUCUUGGACAAAACGAACUAUAUCACGAAGCCAUCGAGUCGAUGAUGUCAGCGGUAACCCCUAGUAGGAGCAAAUGGAUUCGUUGUUACCACGCCAAGUCAGAUGGUUGCAAUGCGCAAGCGUUUCACUCACGAUGUGAUAACAAAGGGCCCACAGUGACUUUGGUACGAGUGCGCGAGAUCGUGUUUGGAGGAUUUUUGGAUCAGAAUUGGGGAGGUCCGAAUGGUAUAAGAUCAAUAUCUUCAGACUCGGCCUUCCUCUUUAACAUCAACAACGCUCUUGAGCUGAAACCUUUCAAACUUAACAUUAAAAAAAGUCAAAAACAGAUCGCUGCUCUGUAUGAUCCAACUACCGGACCAGUGUUUGGACAAGACGACUUAAGAGUCACUUUCGAUAACAGAAGUAUUCCCCUGUAUGGUGCGUCACAUAUCGGCCACGCCUACGAAUUACCCCAAGGAUUUAAUGGGACGGAUCAAGUCGAUGGGAUGAAACUCUUCGCUGGAACCAGGAUUUUUAGUUGGGACGACUUAGAAGUAUUUUACUACGAUGUGCCGCAUGCUUCCCUUGGUGUCAGCGACCCAGCUACAGUUCAGAAUUCAGCAUUCAAUUCUUCGUCCGAAAAAGUCUCUUUGGAUUACUCUGCACAAUCUGCACCAGUAGGCUCUGCCAGCGAAUGGUGUGCGUAUUACAAUGAUGAACAUCAGUGGCUGGAGGCGAGUAUCGGUUAUGAUCCUGACCACACUAACUUUGAAUUGAAGGCAUUGAAAAGCGGAGGAAAAUCAGGGAUGACCUGGUAUCUACUUAAUUCAAGCACAGAUGGAAAGAUCUGGAACGAAUUUAAAAAUGGCGAGAGAAUUCCUGAAGGCAAAGGCGUCUCCUUUAUAGGAAAUCUUCGUUAUGUGAGGUUCAUACCUGAGUCAUGGGAUUCUCGUAUCUGCAUGAAAGUAGAAGUAGAUGCUGGAAAAAACAAAUCUCAAGUUGCCUUCAACAAACUCACAGCGUCGUCUGAACUAUGUAUGUCUCCAGCUUACUUCGCUCGACUUCACCUCACUGGGGAGUGUUUUUCUGCUUGGUGCCCUCGGCCUCGUUCCCAAGACCCUCAUCCCUGGCUGAGCGUGAACUUGAAUAGCUUGAACCAGAUUCUGUUUGUUGCUACACAAGGUUCCGACAACGGACAGGACAAGACUCAUGUAUUGUCUUAUUAUCUUAGUUACGUUCAUGAGGAAGAUGGAACAAUAAGAAACUACACAGAAAAUGGGAACUUAAAGAUCUUCGAAGGGAACUGGGAUGGAUCCACUGUUGUUAAAAACGCAAUUUUGAAUCCAUUCCAGACAAAAUCGUUGACUUUUCACAUUGUUGACUCGAAAUCAGAUCAGUGUUGCCUAAGAGUUGAAAUUUACGGUCCAAGAUGUCAACAACCUCUUGGAAUGGAAAACGGGGCCAUCUCUGAUGCACAGAUUACUGCCUCGUCCUGGCAUACACCCUCUGACCCUAAGGCCUAUGUUCCGAGCCGAGCUAGGCUCCAUACACAACACAAUGAAGACCCCUACCUAGCGGGAGGGUGGGUAGCUGCCCCGGACGAUGUUUAUCCAUGGUUGCAGGUCCAUCUCGGCAAUGAAACUUUCAAAGUCACCAGAGUGGCCACACAAGGAAGGAAUUUUUACAAGCAGUGGGUAAAGAAAUACAAACUACAGUACAGUCAGGAUGGUGUGAGCUUUAACUACUACAAGGCAUAUGGAGAAACAAAACACAAGAGCUUUUGGGCAAAAGCGGAGAGCGAUAUUGUUGCUUAUCGUGACCUCGAUCCUCCAAUCAGAGCGCGUUUUAUCCGAUUUAGACCGACACUUUGGCAUUAUUUUGCAACAAUGAGGGUGGAACUCUAUGGAUGUCCUUUAGAUUGCAGCCCUAAACCUCUUGGGAUGGAGAACGGUGCAAUCUCUGAUAGUCACAUAACUGCGUCGUCUGAAAACGGUUUGAAAUGGCCCGCCAAGAAUGCGCGACUGAACUAUCCCCAGGGUGGCGCUUGGGCACCAAAGCUUAACCCAGAUGAAUGGUUACAGAUCGAUUUCCUCAAUUACCGCACAAGCGUAACCUCAGUGGCAACACAGGGAAGGUCUAUAGGGAACAUCACCCAGUGGGUAUCGACUUACAGGCUCCAAUACAGUAACUUGGAAUACUACUUCAAAUACUUUAAAGAGGACGGGACAAAUGAGGCUAAGGUUUUUUCUGGUAACAUAGACGGGAACUCUACCGUAUCACACGAUCUUAACCCACCAAUAAUAGCACGUUAUGUCCGUUUUCUGCCACUAACUUACCACGGAUUGAUAGCUAUGAGGGUGGAGCUGUAUUACGGCUGUGUACAAGCCAGUGAAGCGGAAGAUGAUACAAUCGUUUCGUGGCGAGGUACAAACUCUAACAGUGAGGACAAAGCAUUCGAGCUCAAACAAGUGAAUGAUUUGUUGACACCCCAUCAUCAGCUGUCCGUCACAGCUGCAAAUGAAACUUACACUCUGUACAUUCCAACAGUCCCCAGAACCUGGCAUCAUGUGACAUUCACGUGGAGCAAGGCCUGGGGAAUAAAAUUUUAUCAAGAUGGCGCUCUUGUAGCAGGGACAGGGAGAUCAGAGAAAAGUGUAUUUGUAACAAAAGGGGAAUCCAGUGGAUUAUUCAUCAUUGGAAACAGGGUUCUGACCAGCGGAAGAAGCGGUAAAUCUAAUUUUCAAAUUCAAGGACUGACUGUGUGGCCUCGCCUUGUCUCCCUAGCGCAAUUAAAACACGAGUUGGAAACUGGACUGACUGUGUGGCCUCGCCUUGUCUCCCUAGCGCAAUUAAAACACGAGUUGGAAACUGUUACCUGUCACGUUAUGGAUCAGUGCCUGAAGCAAAGUUAUAACGACGAUUUUGAUUGGUCAUUUGGAAUAAGCUGUACUGAGACUUAUCACACUGGUCCAUGCGGUGAACACGUGCUUAGCGGUGAAGUUCGGCGUUCAUUCAGCAACGCAGCUUUCAAUAGAAAAACAGAGCAAUAUGAUAGAACCAGCUUCUCUCGAAUGGUAGUGGAUGGGGACUUUAACUCGCGGAGUGAACUGGGGCAAGUCGAAGAGACAUGGUGGAUGGUAGACCUCGGGCGUGAGGGUCUGGUAACAGGCGUAAGACUCGUAUUCAAGCUAGCAAGCAAUGGGAAUAACACAGCGUCGAGACUUGACAUUAUAAUUGUGCACGAGACUGGAAAGAUUGAGCAGUCAUUGUGCGAAGCUGUUAACAAGAGUGACAUCAUUGCAAACGAGGUUGCUUACAAGGUGACGUCCUGUGGCAAGCCGUUACUAGGAAGAUUUGUUAAGGUGGAGGUAACAAUGGAAGUCCACGUGAAAUGUAAAAAGUUAACAACGUGUCCACCCUCUCCAGUAAUGAACCUUUAUGAGGUGGAAGUUUUGAUGGGUAAGGAAAUAGGCUCAUUUAGGGAAGUAUUUUUUAAUUUGUAA